AUGAUGUCUUCUUAAUAAUUAAUAUUUGGCAAACUAAAUUAAAAGAGUCUAAUUUCAUCCUAUUUGAAUUUGUAUGAAUAUAAUGAAUCGAGUAUUAUUGGUAUUUAAUCAGUUUUAGAAACUGAUAUUACAAUAUCAUUUUCUUAUUAAACAAAUGAGGAAUGUUUCUAGUACUAUUGUAUAUAAAUUUAGUGAUUGUAAGCAUGAUUCUGAAUGUCGAAAUUCAUUCUGCAUUUGUAGAGAGUAAUAACUUGGAAAUGAUUGUCAUUUACUUUUAGAUAAUAUCUAAACUCAAAAUAUGUUUUAGGGAUAUAAAAUGUACUAUUUAGAUAUAAGACAAUUUAAUAAUAUAGAUUAUGUAUUAAAAUUUUAGGAUAAUACAAAAUAUAUAACUUAUUGUAUCAUUGAUAACAUGAAUCCAAAUUUAGUUUAAAUAAAUAUUAAUAGCAUUUUGAACAUCACAUAAAGUGAUAUAGCAUCCUGUUAAAAUAAAAUUGAAUAAUUCUAAAAAUAAUUUAAUUAAACUGUUAAUUUCUAUUAUUUAAUUUUUUUUGAUAAUUUAGAAAUCACCUAUUUAAGUUAAAACAAUGAUGUUGCAGAUGCUUAUUAAUUAAUCAUUAUAUUAACUACAAUCAUAGCUACAUUAUUCCUUUUAAUAAUUGUUUGUAUUAUGAGAUCAAAAUUUAAAAAAAAAGCAAGAGUUCCAAAAAGGACGAAUUUAGAACCUGCAAAAUAGGAUGAAAAUACCAUUAUCCCUUUGAUCAAUAGAUUAUUUCCAUCUCAAGAAUAUGGAGCCUUGAUUACAAGAUAAAAUAAGUAUUUGGCAUAUGAUAAAUGCUCUAUUUGUUUAGAUAAAUAUAAUGAUGGAACUUAAAUUAGAUUAAUAUUUUGUGAACAUCUAUUUCAUACUCCAUGUAUAGAUAAAUGGUUGAAUAAUCAUUAAGUAAUAUUAUCAAAUAUUUAUUAGUAUUGUCCUGAUUGCAAAAGCCCAUUCGAUAUCAAUAAUAUUAAAAUUUAACAUAAAAGUCUAAGAUAAUUAGAAAUGCUUUAGUGGAGUUAUAGAAUGGAUGAAAUCAUAAUGAAGAAUGGCCCUUUGGCUAAUUAAGGUAACCAUCAUCAAUCCUUUUCUUAAGUUGAAUCAAUCAGGAAUUUUUAACCUUUCGAUAUCCAUAAUUGA
Messenger RNA from Paramecium pentaurelia, 1177 nucleotides. NCBI's taxonomy places the organism in Eukaryota, Ciliophora, Oligohymenophorea, Peniculida, Parameciidae. The record is from the annotation of a GenBank genome assembly.